Molecule: messenger RNA, 411 nt
Organism: Alternaria burnsii
Lineage: Eukaryota; Fungi; Ascomycota; Dothideomycetes; Pleosporales; Pleosporaceae
Exons: 2
Source: RefSeq, a predicted model, not a curated record
UUUAUGCCAGCCGUUCUCACUGAAGUCGUACGGCAUGUGAGCAGCCUCGAAGUACAAUGGCGUCACUAUCUGCACGCUUCAGGGCUCUUGGUCGUGGUUCUUGCUUCCCUAUUCUUCUUUGUCCCCGUCUCAGAGCAGUACACGUCUCUUGACAAGAGGAGCUGGGGCGGAUGGGACGAGCGCGCAGACACGGAGAGAUGCUACAAGCAGGAACGGACAGCAACUCUGCUAGCUUUCUGGCUGGGCGUGUUCGGUGCAGACCAUUGGUACGCGCGCCACUGGAUUUUGGCUGUCUUCAAGACGGCUACUCUUGGUGGCUUGAGUAUCUGGGCUGUAGUUGAUGUAAAUCCCCGGAUCAUUGGCGGAUACUAUGGAACUCCCGGGUGCCCUGGCGGCCGCAAGAAAGAGUAG